Pogonomyrmex barbatus (red harvester ant) is the source of this 5869-nucleotide messenger RNA. Its product is annotated as glutamate receptor ionotropic, kainate 2. Gene Ontology annotation, molecular function: ligand-gated monoatomic ion channel activity; signaling receptor activity. Gene Ontology annotation, biological process: monoatomic ion transport. Gene Ontology annotation, cellular component: membrane. The record is from RefSeq and is a predicted model, not a curated record. NCBI's taxonomy places the organism in Eukaryota, Metazoa, Arthropoda, Insecta, Hymenoptera, Formicidae.
CGCGCGUCUCUCGCGAUCGUCGGACCGCGCGUACCUAAAAUAGGGAGGUUCUCGUCGUCCUCGCGGAUGUUGCGCGCGGAUCUCGCAAGCCGGUCAGAGAAAACUCAUGUGAUUUAUUACGCCGGAAGUAAGCUUGACGUUCGCCUGUGAGUGGAUACAAAGAGUUACAGGGAAACCGCCAUGCGUCAUGGAAUGUUUUGAUUAUUUGACGAUCAAGUCAAUUGGUUCUCAUACCAAAUUUUUUAAGAAACUUGUGAUCGACGAGUUUAGAAAGAAUUUGUCGUACAAAUUAAUAAUACAGUAUUUUUAACACAAAAAAAAUUUUAGCUUAGAAAAAUUUGCAUUUUAAUUAUGCCACCCGGAAAGCCAAACUUUGCGACUUUUUCAAGAAGAAAAGAUCGAUCAUCAUACGUUUUGGAUUUUAGCAGUUUUAUCUUCGCAUUCCCCAAUCUCUACUUUCCUUAAGCAUUGACGCCGAUAAAUAAUAAGGUGAUCAAAAUGAUACGAUAUUUAUAAACGUGAUAAAAAAUAAAAAAUAAGCGACAUUAAAAUCGGAGAGACUGAUAAAAUUCAAUUGUGCGAAUAUGCAGAAAAGAUCGUGGUGACUCUAUAAAGAAAGUGCAGGGAUGGUAGAGCAUAUCAAGGAUUAAAGGAGACACAUCAGAAUGUUAAAAGCAUCGCGGUGGUUUUGAAACCGAGCAAACGAAAGAAGAAUUCUUCCAGAGAAUUGUUGAUGGCAAUCAUGUUGUGCGGAACGAGUCUCGUGAGAUGCAAUGAUAUCUUCUAUGUCGCGUAGACGAACAUCAAGCCUGCACGGAAGAUGAUGAUCGCUUAAGAAUUCUCUCUGUUGUGCGACGAAUUUUUGAAGAUGUGCAGUUUAGUGUUAAAGUGUCGGUGAGAACGGCAUAACUUCACGUACCUAUGAUUUUUCUUUUCCUUUUUUCGUCGCAUUUCGUCUUACGGAAAAUCCACACGAACGAUGUCAUAAUCGUCCAAGUGUGAAUUAUCUUCACGGUGGACACGAUGGCACUGUUGUUCGUCAUAAUCGUCAUUUCGAUCACCACUGUCAUGUCGCUGCCGCCGGUCAUUAGAAUCGGAGCGAUCUUUACCGAGGAUCAGAAGGAUAGCCCGUCGGAGUUGGCAUUCAAAUAUGCCAUUUAUAAAAUCAACAAGGAUAAGACUCUCUUGGCGAAUACAACAUUGGUUUACGAUAUCCAAUAUGUGCCUAAAGACGAUUCGUUUCGCACGUCCAAAAAAGCUUGCAAGCAAUUAUCAAGAUCGGUGCAAGGAAUCUUCGGACCAUCCGACCCACUUUUAGGCGCUCAUAUACAAAGUAUAUGUGAAGCAUUGGACGUCCCUCACCUCGAAGCGCGGGUCGAUUUCGAACCCACUUUCAAGGAGUUCAGUAUCAACUUAUAUCCCGCACAAGAUCAGCUUAACAAAGCAUUCAAAGAUCUUAUUUCCUUUCUAAACUGGACCAGAGUGGCCAUUAUUUAUGAAGAGGAUUAUGGACUGUUCAAACUGCAGGAUCUUGUGAAAUCUCCCCCAUCCGUGAGAACUGAAAUGUACAUCCGUCAGGCGGGUCCUAUAUCUUACAGACAAGUCCUGCGGGAGGUUAGACACAAAGAAAUCUUUAAACUGAUUGUCGACACAGAUCCAGCGCACAUGCAGCAAUUUUUUCGAGCGAUAUUGCAACUACAAAUGAAUGACUACAGAUAUCACUAUAUGUUCACAACUUUUGAUAUAGAAACGUUUGAUCUAGAAGAUUUCAAAUAUAACAGUGUGAAUAUGACAGCCUUUCGCUUAGUAGAUCUCGAAGAGCCCAAAGUUGCUGAAGUACUCAAGCAGAUGGAACGUUUUCAACCAGCAAUUGGACAUGCCAUUUUGAACAAAACUGGGGUCAUUCAGGCAGAACCAGCUUUGGUGUACGAUAGCGUACAGGUUUUUGCGCAUGGUUUGGCAGCUCUGGAUCGUAGUCACGAUUUAAGACCAGCAAAUCUGUCCUGUGAGAAAGAGGAACCGUGGGACGACGGUUUAUCACUCUACAACUAUAUUAAUGCCGCAGGCUUACACGGACUAACCGGCCAUAUUGAGUUCAAUGAAGGGAAGAGAAACAAUUUCAAGCUAGAUCUCUUAAAACUGAAAAAAGAGGAGCUCGUUAAAGUCGGCGAAUGGAAAUCCGGAUCUGGUAUUAACAUCACGGAUCUAGGCGCCUUUUACGAGACCACGAUGACCAACAUUACGCUGGUGGUGAUGACGAGAGAGGAAAGACCCUAUGUCAUGGUGAAAGAAGACAAGAAUUUGACUGGUAACGCGAGAUUUGAGGGCUUCUGCAUCGAUUUGCUCAAGUGGAUUGCUGGUCAGGUUGGUUUCCAAUACGCAAUCAAAUUGGUGCCUGAUCACAUGUACGGAGUGUACGAUCCUGAGACGAAAGAAUGGAAUGGAAUCGUGCGCGAACUCAUGGACAAGAGGGCGGAUCUAGCGGUUGCUUCCAUGACGAUUAAUUAUGCCAGAGAAAGCGUAAUAGAUUUCACAAAGCCGUUUAUGAAUCUCGGAAUUGGAAUCUUAUUUAAGGUGCCGUCCAGUCAGCCGACACGGCUUUUCUCCUUCAUGAACCCACUGGCGGUCGAGAUCUGGCUCUACGUGCUCGCCGCCUACAUGCUCGUGAGCUUCACUCUCUUCGUGAUGGCGCGCUUCAGCCCAUACGAGUGGAACAAUCCGCAUCCGUGUCUGGCCGAGAGCGACGUGGUCGAGAACCAGUUUACCGUCAGCAACAGUUUCUGGUUCAUCACCGGCACCUUCCUCAGACAAGGCAGCGGGCUCAACCCUAAGGUGACCAAACGCACGCCACCGCGGCUCUUCUCGUUCAUGACUCCCCUCGCCGUGGAGAUCUGGUUGUCCUUGCUAGGCGCUUACAUGAUGGUUUCCUUAACGAUUUGGAUAGUGGCAAGAUUCUCACCCCAUGAAUGGGUGGAACCGUCCCCUUGCCCAAGCUGCAAAUGUCCCUUGCAGGGUAGUCACGUGAGCGCCUUGGAUCCGGACAGCGACGACAUUCCUCUACUGAGAACUGUCAACGAGUUCAGCCUGGCCAACAGUUUUUGGUUUACGGUCGGCACACUUAUGCAACAAGGCAGCGACCUCAACCCUAAGGCAACUAGUACGAGAAUAGUAGGCGGCAUUUGGUGGUUCUUCACGUUAAUCAUCAUCUCCUCUUACACCGCGAAUCUGGCUGCUUUUCUGACGGUGGAAAGGAUGAUAACGCCAAUCGAAAACGUCGCCGAUCUCGCGGAACAAACUGAGAUAUCUUACGGCACUUUAGAGGGUGGAAGUACGAAAACAUUCUUCAGAGACUCGAAAAUUGGGAUUUAUCAGAAAAUGUGGAGGUUUAUGGAAUCAAAGACUCCAUCCGUGUUUGUUCAAACCUAUGAAGAAGGAAUUAAAAAAGUCCUAGAUGGCGAUUAUGCAUUUUUAAUGGAAUCAACCAUGCUCGAUUAUGCAGUUCAACGUGAUUGCAAUCUGACACAAAUAGGAGGCCUGCUGGAUAGCAAAGGAUAUGGAAUUGCUACUCCAAAAGGUUCGCCCUGGAGGGAUAAAAUAUCUCUAGUUAUCCUAGAGCUGCAAGAAAAAGGUGUAAUACAGAUCCUCUAUGAUAAAUGGUGGAAGAAUACAGGCGAUGUAUGCAACAGAGACGAUAAGAAUAAGGAGAGCAAAGCUAAUGCUCUUGGAGUUGAAAAUAUUGGCGGUGUCUUUGUUGUACUGCUCUGCGGCCUAGCGCUCGCGAUUCUGGUGGCGAUCCUCGAAUUCUGCUGGAACUCCAAGAAAAAUGCUCAAUCGGACAGGUCUCUCUGCGCCGAGAUGGCCUCGGAAUUGCGAUUCGCCAUCCGCUGCGGCUCCCGGCAAAGACCUGCCGCAAAAUCGCGUAAUUCCGCGGCGGCGGGUCUGUGCGGCCGUUGCAGCCCGCGAUCCUCCAGGAGAAGAACGCGUCUCUGCUCCUCCGCGGAACACGAAGAGACGACCUACAUACCGAGCAUCGAGAUCCCGCGAUUAAAUGCAGGAGGGUGGUGCGUUGUCGAUGACGGAGAUGAAGAAAUCAUUGAGCUUCGAUCAAGUAUCCCAUGGCGGGAACACCUAGCACAGGCCUCAUCCUCAUCUUCGUCCUCCACAGCAGCAGCAACAGCAACAGCAAUCGCAACAACAGCAACCGUGCAAAGCCACCUCCACGCACACGCGUCACACGCACUGCCACUCACAUUCACAUCUUCACAGCCACCACUCGCACAAACAUCAAACACUUCCACCGAGGCAGAGACGGAGCUCUCCGGGCAUCAUCUUGGGUCAAGGAGGUGACCAUCCUGAGAAUAUUCUGUGGAGAUUUGACUGCGAUCUAGCGGGUGAACCGGACGUAGUAAUUUCCCCACCGCCCCCACCGCCACCACCACCUUCGGCAACUGUAUCGAGAACUACGACCCUUUGACCAAUACUCGAAGAGGUGCCGACAGGUGUACCUAUUCAAAAGGAACUGCCCACUCAGGCCUCGGUGGUCAUCAACGUGAUAGAUCAGAAAGAGACGUGCUUAUAGCACAUAUAGUCGCCGGGGCGAGUUGGUAAACCGCAACGAGGGCCAUCCCGCGCCGACGACGAUGUCGAAUCAUCAUCGAUCGAAGUGCUAACGAGAAUUUGAGGCUGAGGUCAAUUGGAUGAGAAUACCGUGACCGGAAUUACAGUGUCUUUUUUUUUGCGAUGUAUGUUCUCUAAAACACUUCAAUAACUUCUUCUAUUCUUUCAAUGGAACUAUAAAUGGACGUAAAUGGACGUAUAAUAUAGCUCGCGGUACUUGGAGUAUCAAACAAAGUCGGGAUUAUACGCUGGCACGUAUAAUCCCGCGUGUAUCCACGUGAAGAUAUCGAUAGCACCGGCAUUGAUGCAAGAAGGAUGCGUUUCCUAAUCGAGAUAAUGGAUAGAAAUUGUGUAGUUGCUCACAUGCAAUUGUUUGUUGAGCCAAUAUUGUUGUAUCAAUGAGUAAGUAGAUUCAGGAAACUAUCGAGUUUGUUAGUCUGAAUGAAAACAACAGAAUGCUAUUUGCAAACAAUACGGAUCCCUUGGUAGCAUACGUCUGACCAACGAAUCGGACCUGGAUUGGUAUCAAAUUGAAAAGUGCCAGUGCGUGAAUGUCACGAAUCAAUCGGAAGAGUAGGAACUGCAAAUGGAAUACCACGCGCAAUACCAGUUGACCAGGAAUUGCUCGUGUUUCGAAAUUUCCCGAGGCAACGAUAGAACCGAGUGGAAAGCCGGACGUUUGUUCGAAGUAUCCAACCGGACAGACCAGAAACCGUCCGCGACACCAUGACGGAACACAAGCCGAUAGAACCGAAUUUCAAGUUAAACACAUAUCGAAGCAGAUUUAGAAAGUCGAUAAAGUUUGUUAAAACGACUCGUUUUCACAUAUAGAACUGUAUUCCAUCUACGACUAUAUUGCGACUCUUAGAUUAAAAACUAAUCGCAAGAGCCAAUAAUGGACCAUAAAACAUCAAAUCAUCCAUUGCAAAAUAUCUAAAUAAUUAUAAUUGUUUUUUAAGUUAUUGGCACUGUAGGAUCAAUUUCCAAAUUAUUCAAAAUAUAGUCGCAUCGCAAUUUUAUGCAAUUCUGUAUGUUAAUGCGAGCGUCAAUCGCUGUAUGAUCGCUGACACAUAUAGUAAUGUGAUAGCAACGUCUAUUGGAAUGCAGUUUCCAGUGACAAUAAUUUUGAACUGCAAUUUUGUCGCAAUACUCACAAGACAAAUAUUUUAUUUUUCUUUUUACCAAUGCAAGAUCAAAGAUGCAAGAUAGAAUCAAUAGACAAGUAAAUGACAGUAAAUUACAAACGGCUAAA